Messenger RNA from Meloidogyne enterolobii, 816 nucleotides. The record is from the annotation of a GenBank genome assembly. NCBI's taxonomy places the organism in Eukaryota, Metazoa, Nematoda, Chromadorea, Rhabditida, Meloidogynidae.
AUGAGGUCAAUCAACAAUGGUACGAUUACAAAUUUGUUUGGCAAGGACCCAUCAAAAUUUAGUGGAAUAAAAAAGCUACAUAUUCCUUCAGAUUUAAUAUGGAUACCAGAUAUAGUUCUAUAUAACAAUGCUGACGGAGAACCUCACAUUUCAAUCGUUUCUGACGCCAUAAUUUAUUUUAAUGGAUUAGUUGUUUGGAAACCCCCAAGCAUUUACAAAUCUUUUUGUAAUAUUGAAAUUGAAUAUUUCCCUUUUGAUACACAAGAAUGUUUAAUGAAAUUUGGGGGAUGGACUUAUAAUGGAUUUUUGAUGAAUAUAUCACAAAUACCUGUAGGCCCAGAUGACAAACCCCAAGCACUUAGUUACCCCGAUGGUAGAGAAUACAAAUAUCUUAAAAUUGGGAUGGAUUUGUCUGCUUAUCAUCCAAGUCUUGAAUGGGAUUUGAUGUCAGUUAGUAGUAGCAGACAUGAACAACUUUAUCCUGGUUGUUGUGGUCAGGAUUUUUACAUUGACAUAACCUUUCGACUUGUUAUUCGACGCAAAACUUUAUUUUUUAUUGUUAAUUUGGUUAUUCCUUGCAUGCUACUCGCAAUUUUAACUGUUUUUGUUUUUUAUAUUCCUGCAUGUGAACACAAAAUGACUUAUUCUAUUUCUGUAUUGGUUACGUUAACUGUAUUUUACCUUAUUCUAAUUGAAUUAAUUCCCCCAACUUCAAUGGUUAUUCCAUUAAUUGGUCGUUAUCUACUCUUUACAAUGUUUCUAGUUUCCUUUUCUAUUGCAAUUUCUGUUGUUACUUUGAAUUUCCAUAGACGGUAA